This is a messenger RNA of Carica papaya (papaya), 1100 nucleotides long. RefSeq names its product Ribosomal protein S5 family protein. The record is from RefSeq and is a predicted model, not a curated record. Gene Ontology annotation, cellular component: mitochondrial small ribosomal subunit; ribosome. Gene Ontology annotation, molecular function: RNA binding; structural constituent of ribosome. Lineage: Eukaryota; Viridiplantae; Streptophyta; Magnoliopsida; Brassicales; Caricaceae. Gene Ontology annotation, biological process: translation.
CUCUCUCGCUGUAGGAUAAGAAGCCUUACCGUUCUUUAAUUCCACUGAUCACAGCGCCAAUGGCGACAAUAGCAGCUCUCUCUUCUUUCUCCUCUCUCUCCCUCCAUACCCACAGCUCCCGCCUCUCUUCCCUCUCCACAAAACCCACCAAAUCCCCAUUCUCUAACCUCCCAAGGCCCUCACCUUUCUCUCUUUCCUCCCCUGCAACAAAACCUGCAACCCUCUCCGUUAGAGUCAAAUCCAGCGAAAAUGAUACCUCCUUCUUCGAAAACGUCGACACUGAAGCAGACGACAAUGUCUACGACCCCCCGCCGCGGCCCGAGGGUUUUGUUCCCCCUCCUUACUUUGACGAAGGUCCAAUGGAGACUGAGGAAGAAAUCGCCGCCGCUUACGAGGAGAUGUACGGACCUGCGUACAGCGGGGAGAGUGUGUUGGGAAAUGACAUAUAUGUUAUGGAUUCUAAGGUGAAGAAGGCGAGUGGGUUUGGUAAGGUGAAGAAAGAGAAGCCGAAAGAUGGGUUAGAGGAGAGAGUGGUUCAGGUUAGGAGAGUGACCAAAGUGGUGAAAGGAGGGAAGCAAUUGCAUUUUAGGGCAAUUGUGGUGGUCGGGGAUAAGCAGGGGCAAGUGGGUGUUGGCGUAGGGAAGGCUAAAGAGGUGAUUGCGGCUGUGCAAAAAUCGGCGGUGAAUGCGAGGAGGAAUAUCGUCAGUGUUCCUAUGACUAAGUACUUGACGUUUCCCCAUCGAUCUGAGGGUGACUAUGGGGCUGCGAAGGUUAUGCUUAGACCAGCUUCACCAGGUACAGGAGUGAUUGCUGGAGGUGCUGUAAGAAUUGUUCUGGAAAUGGCUGGGGUUGAGAAUGCUUUGGGAAAGCAACUUAGAAGUAAAAAUGCACUGAACAAUGCGAGAGCAACUGUUGUUGCAGUCCAGAAAAUGAGACAGUUCCGUGAUGUUGCUCGUGAGCGUGGAAUUCCCAUGGAAGAACUCUGGAAGUGAUUGAUUUUCUACAACCAGCUCCAAUUUUCUUUUGACAAUCUUGUGUAGAUCAUGUACAAGAGGAUUUUGUAUUGCAAUUCAGUCUAAAACAAAAUUCUUUCUCAUCCA